GAUCUGAUGCCCCGGCGGCGCCUGACCGCGCUCAGCCGGCCUGGCCUCAGUUUCCCUACUUCUAAGUAGGAGAGGCCAUGCUGCCCUGCUUCUUGUUCCUGCCCAAGCACAUCAGCACAUCGUUGGUGUUCCUGCGCAGUGCGCGCCACGGCUUCGCUUUCCUGCCGCGCUGGGUCCCCAGGCUGUCCUCGGACUACCCGCCCGCCGCCCCCAUUCGCCUGCUGGCCGCAGCCGCCUCUUCCCGGGGGCCGGCGGGGGCCGCCGGCGCCCCCUCCCGGGUGCGCCAGAACUUCCACCCGGACUCCGAGGCCGCCAUUAACCGCCAGAUCAACCUGGAGCUCUAUGCGUCCUACGUGUACUUGUCCAUGGCCUAUUACUUCUCCCGAGAUGACGUGGCCUUGCACAACUUUGCCGGAUAUUUCCUUCGACUGUCUCGCGAGGAGACCGAGCACGCGGAGAAGCUGAUGAGGCUGCAGAACCAGCGGGGAGGACUGAUCUGCCUGCAGGACAUCAAGAAACCGGACCAGAACGACUGGAAGAGCGGGCUGAAUGCCAUGGAGUGUGCUCUGCUCUUGGAAAAGACUGUGAACCAGUCGUUGCUGGAAAUGCACACUCUGGCAUCAGACAAAGGUGACCCCCAUUUGUGCGAUUUCCUAGAAACCCACUAUCUGAAUGAGCAGGUGAAGUCUAUCAAAGAACUAGGUGACCACGUGAACAACUUGGUUAAGAUGGGGGCCCCCGAGUCUGGUCUGGCAGAGUACCUUUUUGACAAACAUACCCUUGGAAAUGAAAACAAUCGCAACUAACCCAUAGGCUGCCUUCCCAAACAGGGUGUGCCAGGACCCAGAGGCAGCUGUUUCCUCCAAUCUUUUUAUAUUCUUCUCUUAUUAUAAUGUCUCAAUAAAGUGAUUUGUAGAGAAAAUGUAUUUAGCCCCAUGUUAACAAUGGCUGUUUGCCCAGCAUCAAGAUGAUUUUCCCAGCCCAGAAUGAGAUGGUAUAAAAAAGACUGCAAAAAACCUACUGAAAUAGAUGCAAACUAAAUUUUUACAGUUACCAAAUAUUCCCGACCAUGACCCUGCAAUAAAUAUCCAUGAAUUUCAACUCAA
Messenger RNA from Cervus elaphus (red deer), 1106 nucleotides. RefSeq names its product ferritin mitochondrial (gene FTMT). The record is from RefSeq and is a predicted model, not a curated record. Gene Ontology annotation, cellular component: mitochondrion; cytoplasm. The coding region runs from base 78 to 806 and encodes 242 amino acids. Gene Ontology annotation, biological process: intracellular iron ion homeostasis; iron ion transport. Gene Ontology annotation, molecular function: ferrous iron binding; ferric iron binding. Lineage: Eukaryota; Metazoa; Chordata; Mammalia; Artiodactyla; Cervidae. The transcript has a single exon.